AUGCAACGGGGAAGCGAGCUUUCGUCUGAGGAUUUGGUGUCACUGGAGCUGCCAGCAACUUCCUUGCCUGUGAUCUCGGAGCAUCCUGAGUACCAUCACGAGAUGUCACUGUUGGAUGAGAUGCAGCAGCAGCAGAUGCAGGAGCUGCAAAGACUUCAGCAGCAGUGGCAGCACGAACAAGAACAGCUUCAGCAGAAGCUACAGGAAACGCUUUGGCUGCCCGAGGAGCGGAGAUGCGAAAAGCCGCUGCAAGACGACGAGGAGUCGACGCUCGAGCUCCCGGCAGAGACCUGCCUUCAACUUGCGCCGCCUCUGCGACAGGACCAGAACGAGCCGGAGCCAGCGCAGCUCUCGCAGGAGCCCGAGCCCGAGAAGCAGAGACAUCAGAGAGCAGACGCGCCUGCAGAGACGCUGCCGCAUGCCGAAGCCAUGGCUGAAGCCAAUGCCGACGGUGAAGUCUUCACAGAGCAAGAGACUGACACGGUCGAGAGAGUGCGGUCGGGGCUUGAACACCUGGAUGCCGCACUUGCCGCCUUACAGAAAUCUUAUCGAUCCUCGCACCACUCUGCCUACGAGCAGCACACAAGCUUUCUGGACAAGAUCAGCCAGUUCGAUCAGCGCUGCCUUGCUCUUGCCGCUAACCUGAACCAGUAUUUCGCCUCUCGAUGUUUUAUUAUCUGA
This is a messenger RNA of Symbiodinium necroappetens, 681 nucleotides long. Lineage: Eukaryota; Dinophyceae; Suessiales; Symbiodiniaceae. The record is from the annotation of a GenBank genome assembly.